AUGUCUUCCAAAGGCCCCGGUCUCUUCUCCGACAUCGGAAAAUUAUCCAGAGAUAUCCUUACCAAAGAUUACAACUCCAAUCAACAGUUCACAAUAUCCUCUUCCACCAACUCCGGCAUCGAUUUGCAUUCAACGUUAUUAAAGAGUAGAGGACUUUCCUCCGGUGAUGUUGCUGCUCAAAUUAACCACAAAAACAAUACUCUUCUUUUCAAAGUUGAUACCGAAUCAAGUGUGUUGACAACAUUUACUCUCACAGGUUUUGUGUCUUAUGCGAAAGCCGUUGCUUCUAUUCGAUUACCUGAUUACAAAUCCGGAAAGAUUGAGGUUCAAUAUCUUCAUGAUCAUGCUGGUUUUACUACUUCUGUUGAUUUAAAUUGCAACCCUGCUAUUGAUUUUUUUCUGCGACAAUUGGUACUCCUGGGAUUGCAUUUGGCAGGUUGGGGACGAGGUUCUGAGCAUGUUGAUGAAGGAGUACCGGCAGCAGGUGCAGGUGGUGGUGUUCUGCUGAGGAAACGCAGAGCAAUGCUUCAGCUUGUAGUAGGGCAACGAGUUUUAUUGAAGAAAUGA
Molecule: messenger RNA, 567 nt
Organism: Lathyrus oleraceus (garden pea)
Lineage: Eukaryota; Viridiplantae; Streptophyta; Magnoliopsida; Fabales; Fabaceae
Product: mitochondrial outer membrane protein porin 2
Exons: 2
Coding region: 1-567 (188 amino acids)
Biological process (GO): monoatomic anion transmembrane transport
Cellular component (GO): mitochondrial outer membrane
Molecular function (GO): voltage-gated monoatomic anion channel activity
Source: RefSeq, a predicted model, not a curated record